This is a messenger RNA of Sodiomyces alkalinus F11, 419 nucleotides long. RefSeq lists its product as hypothetical. Lineage: Eukaryota; Fungi; Ascomycota; Sordariomycetes; Glomerellales; Plectosphaerellaceae. The record is from RefSeq and is a predicted model, not a curated record. The transcript has a single exon. Bases 95 to 370 code for a protein of 91 amino acids.
AUCAGUCGCUAUAUCAGUCGCUAUAUCAUCAUCUUAUACCUUUUGGUUUGUCAGCUACGGUGUUUGGUCGGGGGGAGGGAUCAUUAUUUAGGGGAUGGCAGGCCUGGCAGGGUACGCCUUUUUUGGUUAUUUUUCUUCGAUUUAUAUGAGCCUUUUUAUGCCCCUUUUUUAUGCAGGGAUGAGCCAGGAUUGUCUGAUUUCUGCUUUCCCCAUCAAGAUUUGGACGAAAAAUACAAGAGAUGAGAAUCAUCGCAGGAGCAAACCCCCAAUUCCGUUCUUAUUGUUUUCUUCUUUCCAUUGCGCAGAUAGAAAUACAAGCAAAGUGAAGAGGGUAUAUCAAGCCAGAAGCAAUAAGAAGAGCCGAAUAUAGACAACUGGCCCCAAAGUAAUAAACAAGGCCUGUUAGACCCCGACCCAAC